CCCCGGAGACCUCGACUACAGAUUCUGCAACUGCAAUGCCAGGAGAAAACAGUGUUAAGCUAGAUGCGGCGGCAACGGAGAAGACUCGCGAGCAAGUAAUGGCCGAAAGGGAGGCAAAGAAGUUGGCGAAACAGGCCAAGAAGCAGAAGACUCCAACCCCAGCAGCUUCCCCAGCUACCACAAUCAUCACCGAAGUGGAGCAGACAACCAUUACCACCAAGCUGACGACCACCACAACAACCACAGCGAAGGAAAAGCUGGAACUGCCAUCGGUGGUAACAGCAAUCAAGGAAAACAAUAAUAUUACUCAACAAAAGACAAACACGUCGCAAGCCACCGUAGAAAAUGGCAAUGAUACGGAAGCUGGUGAGAAAUCUAGAGAACAAAUUAAGGCCGAUCGAGAAGCCAAGAAGGCGGCCAAGCAGGCUGCAAAGGCGGGGAAGGCUGCAGGAGUCAAAGUAGAGGCCACAACACAACAAUUGGACAACUUGAAAGUGUCGGAUAAGACCCCAGCAGCACCUGCGACGACUGCAGCCACACCCUCAGCCCGAGAAGCGAAUGAGGACAAGAAAAAGCCAGCCCUUACUAAGGCCGAGCGUCGAGCUAUCCAGGAGGCCCAACGGGCAGCCAAGGCCCAAGGACUGACGAAAAAGCCCCAACCUGCUGGCAAAGCUCCUCCCGCUGGCAAGGCUCCUCCCGCUGGCAAGGCUGCUCCAGCUGGCAAGACUCCUGCAGCUGCAACCACCAUCCCCAGCAAAGAUCUGAAAAGGGAAAGUGCCUCUCCCACCAAAACAACUACCAGCAGCUCGCCAAGCAAAUCCUCACAAGUUACUUCCCCCUCGGAGUGCCGGGUCAAGCUAUUCAACCACUUGGUGUGCGCCAAGGGUGAUAGUCUGUUCAUCAACGAUCCCCUCGUGCAUCCAGCCAUUGCGAGACUGGGAGUCCAAUAUGCCAAGCGUACGGUGGUCGGAUCUAAUGCACGUUGCAUUGCUUUUCUGCAUGCGUUGCGGCAAGUGGUUCAGGACUUUGAGACUCCGGCGAAAAAGGAGUUUGGUCGCAGUCUAGACGCGGCUGUGAAGCACCAUGUGGAUCAUCUGCACAAGUGCCGGCCGCUGGCGGUUUCAGUAUCGAAUGCCUAUAAACAGUUUAAGAACCAACUCACCCAACUGCCGACGGACACACCCGAAACGGAGCUGAAAGAGUUACUUGUCCACUUCAUCGAUACUUACAUUGAAAACCAGAUCGGUAAAGCUGCCCAGGCGAUAAGUGGCUUUCUGCAAGAAAAGAUUACAGAUGGCGAUGUGAUUCUCACUUUCGCCUGCUCCUCUCUGAUCCAGUUCAUCUGCGAAGAGGCGAAGCGGCGGCAGGUGGCCUUCCGGGUGAUUGUUGUGGACUCCCGCCCCGGAUGCGAGGGCCAGGAAAUGCUGCGCCGCCUGCAUGCCACUGGAAUCCCGUGCACUUAUGUGCUCAUCAAUGCCGUGGGCUAUGUGAUGGCAGAGGCCACCAAAGUACUGUUAGGAGCCCACGCCCUCUUGGCCAAUGGGUACGUGAUGGCGCGCACAGGCACGGCACAGGUGGCCCUGGUAGCCAACGCCCACAACGUACCCGUGUUGGUUUGCUGCGAAACGCACAAGUUCAGUGAGCGCUUCCAGACGGACGCCAUCGUCUACAACGAACUGAGUGAUCCCAAUCAGUUGGUGCGUGGCGACAAGUGCCAGCUGAACAAUUGGGCGGCCAAGGGAAAGCUGUUGCCUCUUAAUCUGAACUAUGACAUUACGCCGCCAGAGCUGGUCAGCGCUGUGGUUACGGAAGUGGCCAUCCUGCCCUGCACCAGUGUCCCGGUGAUUUUGCGCAUCAAGCCCGAUAUUGGCUACUGAAAAUCGUAAUUAUAAUCUUGGAUCACUCGGUAAACACUCGCAGUUGUUGAAUAAAUAAUUUUUAUUACACUUUUGAUCAAAUCGAUAAA
Molecule: messenger RNA, 1966 nt
Organism: Drosophila bipectinata
Lineage: Eukaryota; Metazoa; Arthropoda; Insecta; Diptera; Drosophilidae
Gene: eIF2Bdelta
Product: eukaryotic translation initiation factor 2B subunit delta
Source: RefSeq, a predicted model, not a curated record